ACGCUUUAAAGCACGUUCCGGGUGAUCAGUUUCGGAAAGUUUUCGAAUUUUCCUCAUAAUUUUGAUUUACAAGAAAUUAAGUAUAUUUGAAAAUGCUUCUGUAAACAAUCUCCAUAUAUUUUCAAGUGUGAAAUGGAUUAGCAUAUUGAUUUAAAGUAUGGAAUUUCCAUUUGAGAUAGGAAGGAUUUUUCCUGGUAAAAUAACUGUUAUUGACAUUAAAGAUUCUUCUUCUGUAAAAAUAUAUGAUCUAGAAUCGGAAUAUGAUGAUAAUCCAGCAAAUAAUAGCAACUGGAUUUAUUAUAUAUCGGGAAAUGCUUCUUUGGAUAUGCAGGUUAAAUGGAAAAUAGAACAGUUAGAAAUUAUCAUUGACUCAUUGGGACAAGCUUCUGCAAAAGCUCAAGGUUUAAAUUCUCCUGUCACAACUUUUAAAAAAUUUUUGAACUCUCAUCAUCAGAAAAUUUAUACCAUCAGAGAUUUAGCUGAGCCAAGAUCUGUUAUUGGUAUGCUGAAGGUAGGAAUUAAAAGACUUUUCAUAUGUGAUGAACUUGGAGCUCAAAAUGAAGUGGAUCCUAUCUGUGUACUUGAUUUUUAUAUUCAUGAAUCGAAACAGCGGUCUGGAUUUGGUCAUACCUUGUUUAAUGCUAUGUUGCAAGCUGAAAAGAUUUCACCAGAAAAAUUAGCUAUUGAUCGUCCAACUUUUAAAAGUCUUGCAUUUUUCCAAAAGCAUUAUGAAUUAAGUUCACCUCUUGUGCAACCUAAUCAUUAUGUGAUAUUUCCUGGUUUUUUCAAUGGUCAAACAGUUACAAGGCCUCCGAUUUUCCUUUACAAGAGAAAGAUUAUCGAGAAAUCUAAAUGCUACUCUUCCAAGCAGAACUCAUCUGGCAGUAAUUUUAAAAAUGAAUUUGAGGCUCUGCAAUCUGUUCAAGUUCCUCUUUCAUCAAAAGAACUUCAAAAAAAUAAGACAUUCAGUUCCUCUUUUAGCAGGAAUGACGAUGCUGGGAAUGGACAAAUUUUUAAAAAUCAAGUUCAGAAACCUAGUAACUCUUCAUGUGAUAAAUUUAGUUCAGGGAAAAUCAAAGAUAGUAAAAAGUGGGGAGUUCGUGAAGCUUUACAUAGUUAUACAGUUGAUAGUAACAACUUUAAUGAAUGGAAUGCAAGUUGCUCAUCUCCUUGCUCUUUGACACCAGUUGAAGAUAAUAUGUCAAAAGGUGUGCAGAGAAAGUGGAAUAGCCUGCAGUCUUCGUGGAAUUUAUUUGGAGUUAAACCCAUUGAUUAUACUUUGUAUCAAAAGCAGUCCUGAAUUGUAACAGUUUUGUGAUAUUUUAUUGCUUAGAAUGUUUAUUAAAUGGCAUUUAUUACUUAUUUAAUUCUAAAAAUUAGUUAGUUUUUGUACAUUUACUUAAGAUAAUUUAUACAUUUAUAUAAAAAUGUAUUAGGUUUAUAACAUGUGACUGUAUAUAUUUAAAAAUUUUUAUUAAUUUUUUCAUUUAUAUUUUGUAGUAGGAUAUGUGCAAAUCAUUCUUAUAAACAUUUACAUGCUGAACCUGGUGAAUCUGGUUUAACUCAAUGUGGAUAAUAAUUUAAUGUAAAUAAGCAUAGGAAAUGCAAAUUAAAAUGAAAUUUUUAUGAUAUUUAGUAUAAUUAUACAUUUUUAUUAGAAUGUAAGUAAUAUAAUAAUUCAACACUUUAUGCUUUCUAGUGUCCUAGAUUAGAGGAAUUUUUGUUGUUAUUAUCUUAUAGUCCUUUAUUUAAAAUUAUAUUUAAAUAAUUUUUCUUAUAUAUUUAAUUUAUAUAUUUAUUGCAUAAAACAAGUUUUAUACUUUACUACUGCUUUAUUUAUUUUAAUCAAUUUGUUAUUGUGUCUUUAGACAAAAUAUGUUGUAAGUAAACAAAUCACAUUGAACUGUUCUGAGUUUGAUCCUAUGAAAGUUUUUUCAUUUGUUUACUGCACUUUGAAUCUCUCUCUCUUUUUUUAAGAACUUCAUGACAAUCUCUGAAUGGGUUGUUUAAUCAGUGUGAGUGUAAGUUUGGCAUUUAAUAAGUGUGAAUGUGACAAUAAUAAUGACAAUUUUUGUUUAUACAUGUGUAUAUAAAAUAAUUUAGAAUAUUGAAGUUGUGUUGAUAGCAGUUGUUAAUGAUGAACACUGUAAUAUUUCUUUAUUUUCACUGACAAAUGUUUUUAAUGCAUAACUGAUAAAGUGGCGGAAAAAAUACAUCUGUUCUUGAAUAAAUUUUGCAUUUUUAAGAUGCUGCAGUAAGAAAAGUAGUGAUAGCAACCUAGGUAGUUAGAAAAAGCAAAGAGCAAGUGCAACGUGUUUAAGAUGAAAUUUCUUAUCCAAGUAAUUUAGUUUUAGUGUGCAUUUUACUAGAGGCAAAGCCUGAUUAUCCUGCAUUCAACUAACUGGAAAGCUCAAGUAACUGAAAUAUUUUAGAAAUAAUAUUUUUACCCAAAAGUUUAAAUGAGAGCUAUGUAAUGCCACUUAGAAUGCUUAUAAUACUAUUAAUACACAUACAUUGGCACUAAACGGUGCGAUUUAGCGCCAUUAAUGGAUAAGCAUGAUGUCACUACACAGUCAUAUGAAAUUCAUUUUGGUUUGGAAGUGAAGGGGAGUAUUUUUAAAGUUACAUGAUCCAGACAUAAAAAAAACCUAGGGUAUGACUAAACGGAUGAACAGUGCCGAUAUAACUUGAAAACUAUGAUAGUGACUUGCCAGUCAGAUGGUAUAUUCAUAGUGGUUAGGGGAGCCUACUUGCAAUACCGAAGGGCCCGGGUUCGAAUCCUGGAGAUGGCAUGGCUGUAAUUGUUCGUCCUUUCAUGAGAGGUAACCAUAAUGAACUGGCCACCAUUUCCAGCCUUAGUAGUGGCCAAGCCUGAGUCCCCUAAGUGUGCGCCAGUGGAAAAAAAUUAUAAGACUUAAGUUUUAAUUUGUAUUGCUUCAUCUAACUCUAUAAAUUAAGAAUAGUGUAUUUAAACUGAUACAAUGAUUGGUGACAUCUCUGCCAACUUUCGUGUUCGGCGGGAUUUCAUAAUCAGACCAUACGUUGGCUUUUAUAUGACUGAAAUAUAUAUAUCUAUAUAUAUUUUGUCUUCAGCAAUCUCAAUUUUAAACGCAGGCUUUGAUAUUUAAGUUGCUAAUUAAUAAAAUGAUUAUAUUUAUAAUUUAAGAACAGAAAUUAUUAUGAUUGCUUUGGCUUUUCCAAACUGAGUUACGUUUUUUAUAUACAGUCAACUACGCAGAAUUUUCACGUAUCUGGAAUUCAUUUCCCUAGCUUUCCUGAUAAUCGAGCUUUUAUUGCACUAUUUAUUAUAUUCUGCAUUAUGGGGUUAUUCCAUUACUAUUGCUUUGGUUACUGUUUUCUCAUGAAAUAAUAUGUGACUUUCUGAUUAGACUACAUUUUGAAAAAUAUGAAGUAUAAAUUUAUUGAUUUGUGUUAUGCUUACCUUUUACAUAAAAAUUCUACAGUAUUAUUAAUUAAUAAAAAUUGCAGUGUGAAAGUGUUAUUUUAUAAAUUUAUUUAAUGCCUCAAACAGCUCUAAACAAUAUUAACCAUUAAAAGAAAUUAAUCAAAAUUAUUGUUUAAAAAAUUGAUUUUAAAGUUUUUCACAUUUAAAUUCCAGUUAAGUGCUUAAAAUAGUUUUAAAAGCUAGACAGUUAUUAUAAGAGUCUGAAAUGUCUAAAAUUUCAAAACUCUGUACGUGAAAGUCAUAUAUUUAAAAUAAGUUGUUCAAAAUAGAGAUACCACAUGGAGAUUUUUGCACUUGUUUAAUGAAUAAAGAUUUCAAGACUUAGUUGUGCAUUUUUUUCCGCUGGAUCUCUUAUGCAUGAGACUUGAAUAUUUCCCCUAACUGAAAUAGAAACAUUUUCUGAUUUCUAGGGCAUGAAAUUAGCAUAGUGAAAAUAACACUUGUUCCUAGUAAUAACCACCUAUUAGAGUAAUUAAUGAAAAAUAUUCUGAAAAUAAAUUAAUGGUUAAGUUAAGGAUUGGAAUAUUGUAAAACAUAUAAGGGCUAUUGCAUAAAUUAAAUUAAUGACAGGUAUACAUAAUAAAGUUGUAUUGUGGUGGCAGUAACUUUUGUUUUAUUUUCAUUUGUAUCUAAAUAAUGAUUUUUUGGCAGAAUAUCAGAAUUAUUGAGGGGGGGAAGAAAGUACGGAGUGUGGGAAUGGUUAAACUUAACUUUGUUUUUCCUUCUACAUUAAAAAAAGAAAGAAACUUUUAGAUGUUAAAUUGGAAUUUGAAUAUGAUUAAAGUUUUCUCCCUCCCCCUUAUUUUUAAUUUCUACAUUAUUGCAGAUAUUUUGCUAUGUGUUAUAUGAAACUUUUAAAUAAUAGCCUGUUUUUCCUAUUUUAUUUACUUGUAUUCAAGCUCCUCCCUUUUUUCCCCCCACCCUCAAAGUUUAGCUUUCUUUUGUGUGAGUGCAAUGCAUUUUCCAUUAAUCUAACAUAAUUUUUUCUUUUUUUUUUUUUUUAGUAACAUCUGAGAAAAAUCAACAAAUUUUAAUAUUAGAAAUAUAGACCCUUUUCUACCAAGGUGAAAAAUUCAUCAUAAUGAUGGAUUCUUGCAUUAAAUUAAUUCAUUUUAAUUCCUUCUUAUCUUUAAUAUUAAAAAAUAUUUUUACUGUUGUUGAAAGUAUAUAUUGUUGUUGAUGGUUCUAGAUAUAAAUGUAUCUAUGUAUAUAUCACAUUUUUUUAUUACAUAGUCUGUGAUAAAUUUAGCAUUUGAAGACUAUUGUUUUUUCUAUGUGUUGUAUGCUGUUAUUUUUUAAUCAGCAUGAAGUGGAUUUAUACUUACUGGUGGAAAAGUCUCAUUGAAGAACAUGUUCUUGUAAUUUAAAGAAAAUGACAUUUAUUAAGCAUAUUUAUGCAAAAUUUUAUGUAAUUUGUUUUUACUUUUUUUUUUUUUUAAUCUCUUGUGUGUUCUGUUAAAUGUUAUUUUAUGCUGAUGGUAUAAAUAUCCUGGUAUCUGCUUUACAAGAAUACACAUUCAUAGAAUUUGUGUUUCUGAGUUAUUAUGUUCUUCCAUUGUGAUAUAUGCAGGACUGAUUUUUUUUAUACAUUUAUUUGAGGUGCACAAUAUUGCAGAUGUGUGCUUUAUGAAUAAUUAUGGAGCUACCCUAUUUUUUUGAGGUACAACAUGUUUUACGUGACUUAUAUUACUAAUAAUAAUAUUGGAUGACUAAUAUGUAUAUUUAUUUACAUACUUUUAUAUCUGAAGAAUAAAAUUAGAUCAUUAAAAUAUUAUUUGCCUUUCAAAAUCUUUAAUUAGUAAAUUAUUUUCUUUUGUGUGUGUGUGGGUGUGUGUGAACAAAGUGAAAUUUACUGAAAUUUUUAUUUAUUUAUUUUUUUCUGUUACUUAUUAAUUGAUGUUUCAGUUGUUUGAACACCAUUAUAAAUAUAUCAAAAUAAUUUACUGGUGAUUAAAUGUAUUACUUGUGUUCUGGAAAAGUAUUUUGAUUUAUUUAAACUAAACUAUGAGUUGAAUUAAAGUGGAUAUGUGAUAAAUGCAUUUAUUACAUUUAUGUUUACUUCUGCAGUGGCAUGUAACAACAUAUCAAAUGAACAAUAAAGAUAACAUUUAUGAUAUAUCUUUAAAAACUUUUAUGUGGAGAAUUACAUUGAAUACCUUAUACAAUAUCUUCAGUUUCAGGAAAACAAAUAAAGAAGUGUUGGAAUAGAAA
Molecule: messenger RNA, 5677 nt
Organism: Stegodyphus dumicola
Lineage: Eukaryota; Metazoa; Arthropoda; Arachnida; Araneae; Eresidae
Product: alpha-tubulin N-acetyltransferase 1-like
Biological process (GO): alpha-tubulin acetylation
Cellular component (GO): microtubule
Molecular function (GO): tubulin N-acetyltransferase activity
Source: RefSeq, a predicted model, not a curated record